Messenger RNA from Tachysurus vachellii, 1461 nucleotides. RefSeq names its product transmembrane protein 47-like. Gene Ontology annotation, biological process: cell-cell adhesion. Lineage: Eukaryota; Metazoa; Chordata; Actinopteri; Siluriformes; Bagridae. Gene Ontology annotation, cellular component: cell-cell junction; membrane. The transcript is spliced from 3 exons. The record is from RefSeq and is a predicted model, not a curated record. Bases 189 to 710 code for a protein of 173 amino acids.
ACAGAGAGAGAGAGAGAGAGAGAGAGAGUAAGGGAGAGAGAGAUAGAGGGAGAGAGAGAGAGACAGAGAGAGAGAGAGAGAGAGAGAGAUAGAGGGAGAGAGAGUAAGGGAGAGAUAGAGAGACAGAGAGAGAGAGAGACAGUAAGGGGGAGAGAGAGAGGGACAGAACCGGGCCGCAGAGCGACAUCAUGUCCGUUAACGAGUUGUACGCGUGCGAGCGGCCGUUUAAACCGAUCGCGCUGCUCUGCGUUUUCCUCGCGCUGUGUUUGGACGUCGCGGCGCUCGUGAGUCCCGCGUGGGUGACGGCAGAGGGAUACGCGCUGUCCCUGUGGGAGUCCUGCACCGACAACACGGCCGUGUGGACCUGCGUGUCCACCCUCACAUCCGAUUGGCAGAUUGCUACGUUGGUGUUGUUGUUAUCUGGAGCCUCAGUCACACUGCUGUGCUUUCUGGUUGCUGUGAUUUCACUCUGCAGAGGAACGAACAGGAAGCACUACAGAACUGUGGCUGUGUUUCUCUUCACAGCAGUGGUCCUCCAGACAUGUGCUCUUGUUCUUUAUCCAAUCAAAUUUAUUGAGUAUAGAAUGCUGCACACGUACCAUGAGUUUAAUUGGGGUUACGGACUCGGAUGGGGAGCUACCAUUUUUAUGCUGGGCGGGGGGAUCCUGCUCUGCCUCCGGACAGACAUGUAUGAAGAUGGAAUGUACUGAAGCAACUACGCACUACACACACACACACACACACACACACACACACACACAGCAUAUAAAGCUGCUAGGUUUGCACUGCAAUACUACAAACACUAUUUUAUACAUCCUAACAAAUGUCUGUGCUUCCAAAAUCUCACUCACACACACACACACACACACAUACGAACACACACACACACACACAGCAGGUGCUGCUAGGUUUGCACUGCAUUGCUACAAACGAAUUAAAGACAUACAAACUUUCUAUUUUUCUCUGACCUUCGACCUCUUUUGGCAGCUAAUGUUAGCACAAUGCAACAUUAGCAUAGCUGACUAGCUUAGCUAACCUUGCUAACCUUUGAAAAUAAAUAAGUCCUUUAUGCUUUAAAUCAUGUAAGCAUGUUGACUUGACCAGUAAGAGCUGAUGGAAUGUAUUCUAAGCCCUGCCCAUCCUGCGAAAGCUCCACCCCUGUGUUGGAGUCUACACACACCGCACUCAGCACAUCCUGUGUUUGGGUCACAUGACAGAUUUCUGCUCAUUACAGCUCUGUUUCUUCUGACUGAAGUGUAUUAUAGAUAUAUUUACUGUUCACACUUUGUAUAUUUUCAGUAUAAUAUCAUUAGAAAACAUAUCCUCCUAUAAUAUCCUCCAUCCUCGAUGUACAGAUGAAUAUGAAGGACAUAUUUGUGUUAUGAUGUAUUUUUUGAAGCAUUUGAUGGUGGUGUUACACAACGUACAAAUUUAUUUUAUUUCUCUAUUUUCAAUAAGAAA